Messenger RNA from Daphnia carinata, 3067 nucleotides. RefSeq names its product glucose dehydrogenase [FAD, quinone]-like. Gene Ontology annotation, molecular function: oxidoreductase activity, acting on CH-OH group of donors; flavin adenine dinucleotide binding. The transcript has 6 exons. The record is from RefSeq and is a predicted model, not a curated record. Bases 358 to 2217 code for a protein of 619 amino acids. Lineage: Eukaryota; Metazoa; Arthropoda; Branchiopoda; Diplostraca; Daphniidae.
UCUCCGGCAGCCGUCACCUCCGCACGUCUUCCCCUUCCUAAUUCUAGCCACCCUUGUUUUGGAAUUGGUUUUGUUUUUUUUCUUGAACUAAAGCCGCAAAGUGCGAUUAAACUAUUGUCUUCGGGGGAGAAUGGUGUCGGAUUUGAUUCAACGGUGACCUUUCAAAUCGAUCAACGGAUUAGUGCUCGCCUGUGUUCAUCAGUGUUUGUUUUUUUUUUAGUGACGGUCUAUAAAUAUAAGCAACAGAUCCUGUUCAAACUGUUGCCGGAGGCAGGACGUGAUCUUAAUACGACGUUGAAGAAAUCAAGUGGAAAGGAAGAACUUUGUCAAGCAAAUAAAAAAAAAAAAAGAGGAGAAAUGAGUCUGAUCGUGCCAGCCGCAACGGCCGCAGCCACGACAGCCACAUUAUGGUUCAUUCCCAUUCUGGUGGCAGCCGUUUCCUUUUAUCAAUACGACAAAACGGAUCCGGAAGGACGGCCCAAAGACACCAAGGUGAUUUACAAGUACUACGACUUUAUCGUCAUCGGGGCCGGAUCGGCUGGGGCGGUCGUUGCUAACCGACUGAGCGAGCAACCCGACUGGAACGUCCUAUUACUGGAAGCCGGUGGCGACGAGACGGAAACAUCCGACGUGCCGGCCUUGGCCGCCUAUUUGCAACUCUCUGAACUCGACUGGCAAUACAAAACGGAACCUCAGCCAACUGCUUGUCUCGCCUUUAACGACAAAAGGUGUUCCUGGCCGCGCGGUAAAGUACUCGGCGGCUCGUCGGUGCUCAACUACAUGUUAUACGUUCGCGGGAACCGCCGAGAUUACGACAGCUGGGCCCAAAUGGGCAACUACGGCUGGAGCUACGACGACGUCCUGCCAUAUUUCAUCAAAUCGGAGGACAACCGAAAUCCUUACCUGGCCCAGUCGCCCUAUCACGGCGUCGGCGGUUACCUCACCGUUCAAGAGUCGCCUUACAAGACGCCUUUAGCUACUGCCUUUGUCGAAGGUGGUGUCGAAUUAGGUUACGAACAUCAAGACGGAAACGGAGCCUACCAGACGGGAUUCAUGAUCUCCCAGGGGACAAUACGACGCGGAUCGAGAUGCUCGACAUCAAAGGCAUUCUUACGUCCGGUGCGGAAGCGCAAGAACCUGCACAUCGCGAUGCAUUCGCACGUGAUGCAAAUCAUGAUCGACCCUGAAACGUAUCAAGCUUACGCCGUCAAAUUCGCCCGGAAGGGCAAGAUCUACGUCAUCCGGGCCACCAAGGAAAUUGUCUUAUCUGCCGGAUCUGUCAACACGCCGCAAUUGCUCAUGUUGAGCGGUGUCGGGCCGGCUGAGCAUUUGCAACAGCUCGGAAUUCCCGUCAUCUCCGAUUUGAGAGUCGGCGACAACUUGCAGGACCAUAUCGCGGCCGGCGGAAUGGUCUUUACGCUGGAGCAGCCCGUCUCUUUGGUCCAGAGCCGCUUCGAGAAUUUGCCCAGCAUCUUGCGCUACGCCAUGUUCGAUUCGGGACCGUUGACGACGCUGGGUGGAGUCGAAGGCCUGGCCUGGGUCAACACCAAAUACGCCAAUCACAGCGACGACUGGCCCGACAUCGAGUUCCAUUUCGUUUCCGGCACGCCAGCCGCCGACGGAGGAGCUCAAAUUCGUCGUGUCCACGGUGUCACUGAUUUCGUCUGGGACAAUUAUUUCGCGCCAGUUGCCUACAGGGACACUUGGUCCGUCGUGCCCAUGUUGCUGAGACCUCGAUCGGUCGGCUACAUCCGUUUGCAAUCCGCCGAUCCGUACGACAAACCGCUUAUCUACCCAAACUACUUUGUCGACGACCAGGACGUCCGGGUUCUCGUCGAGGGCGUCAAAAUCGGUUUGGCGCUGGGCGAGACGGCCGCCUUCAAGAAAUUGGGCUCGAAAUUCUGGGCGCAGCCUUUCCCCGGAUGUGAGCAUUUGCCCUUGUGGACGGACGAGUACUGGGCCUGUUUUGUGCGCCACUACUCGUCAACAAUUUACCAUCCGACUGGAACGGCGAAAAUGGGACCACCGGGCGACCCGACAGCUGUCGUCGAUCCCGAGCUCAGAGUUUACGGCGUUCACAAUUUGCGUGUCGUCGAUUGCUCCAUCAUGCCCAACGUCCCAUCGGGCAACACCAACGCCCCAGCGAUUAUGGUGGGAGAGAAAGGUGCCGAUUUAAUUAAAUCAUUCUGGUUAAAUUACGCAUCGAAGAAAAAGUAGGAAUUUCAAAAAGGACCAACAACAACAAGGCGCAUUUCCACAGAUUUUUUCUCUCUUUCAACCUAGUCUCAUCAACUUUGAAAUCUCGUUGAAAUCGGGACUCUAUCUAUUUCUCUAUUAUUUUAUAUCUCCCUGCGCAUUUGUUAAAAGGAUCGUCUGGAACAUCCCCCCCCCAAAAAAAAACAAGAAUGACUUGAGCACAAGAACAAAAGUGUGUGUGUGUGUGUGUGUCUACAAAGAAGAGAACAAAUGUGAAAACUUGGCAAGUGAAAUGUCGUAGAACCCUCGUUUUGGGUGUGUUUGUGAACCCUCAGGCUCGUCAAGUCACUUGGCUCAUCACCCAUAACAAGAAAUUUAACGAACAGAAAAACGAAAAAAAAAAUCUGUUUGGCCCAACGUGUUUUUUUUAUGUUUUUGACAAAAUUUAGAAAUCAUCAUUCAAUUUGUUUCGCCCCCCACUUUUUUUUUCGAAAUAACACGAAACUUCAUAAGAGUGCCAUUAAGCGUCAUCCAUUUCACCCCACGUGUGUUUUGAUUUUCUAUUUUAAUUUUUUUUGCUUUUUCUCUUUACAAAAAAAAUGUUAGUAUGUAUUAAUUAAUGAAUUCUUUUCUUGGGAAGGUGUCAGUGUUUUCAAAACAAAAAAAGGUGGGUUCCUUAAAUGACCUUUUUUUUUAAACGUGUUCUUUCGAGCUGAGCUCGUGAUUACACACGCAUAAAAAAAGCACACACAGACGAAAAGAACAAAACAGUAAUGUUGUCAAUGAUGUUCCAAAAAAAAAUGAAAAUGUCCUUCGUAAAUUGUCAAAAAAAUUAAUACAUUUUCGCCUUGUAAAAAAAUGAGGCAAACGA